Messenger RNA from Sphaeroforma arctica JP610, 885 nucleotides. RefSeq lists its product as hypothetical. Gene Ontology annotation, molecular function: protein binding. The transcript is spliced from 4 exons. Lineage: Eukaryota; Ichthyosporea; Ichthyophonida. The record is from RefSeq and is a predicted model, not a curated record. Bases 87 to 692 code for a protein of 201 amino acids.
CUGCAGGCUCUUUCAGUCUAUAAUAUGAGUACAUUUUACCUGGUGGCCUUUCAUUCCUCAGCUAUCCACUAUCUACACCACCAAAUAUGCUACGAAUUCUUUCUUCUCGAACACCCGCGUUCUCAUCCAGUCUGCGUCAAGGCAUGCUGGUUCGGUCACUAUGCGCCUCAGCGGCACAACAGAAACCUACAGGCGAAAGCUCAAUACAAAUGCGAGACAGUAUCGAAUUGGUGUACGAGCCCAAGGUUGACGGUCAAGCAGCGCACGCAGCAGAGGACCUGAAUGCAACGCAAGUCAUCGGCCGAAUAGAUCUAACUCAAAAUAUAGUCGACAAAGCUGAUCGGUUUUCUAUCCAGAUUUCCGAAACAACACACAUCAAAGGUAGCGCUCUACAGGAGUGUGUUUACUUAAACCACUCAUGUGCCCCCACCUGCAAGGUCCACUUCCAUAACGACACACUGGACUUCGUAACCCUACAGCCAAUUAAAAAGGGAGAGGCGCUGACAUUCAACUAUGUCACAAGUGAGUGGGAUAUGGCCACCCCAUUCGACUGUACCUGUGGUGCUCCAGGAUGUGUAGGACACGUGGCUGGAUUCAAACACUUGAAGCCUAAACAACAAGCCGCACUUUACAGAGACGGUCUACUAUCACCGUUUGUUGCAAACAAGUACGACACGCAACAACAGAAGUAACAAAUAUAUCUAGCGCGAAAGCUAACAGUCGCAGUCGUCUACAAUUCUAUACGUCCGGGAGGGUAAUUCAUAGUGUAUUAGUGCCAGAUAUUAGGCCGUGGGUGCAGGUGGAUAGAACCCGCACCAAAUAUGGAGAUGGGAACACCGUAGAACUGAAUAAACCUGCAAUAUUUGUUCACUGUUUAUUGAUGAG